AUGGCCGAUGACCAGCGAAUCUACCAGCUGACAACGAGGAGAAAUACAGUGGUCGAGGCUUUGGGUCGGGCAGAGGCUUUUUUAGAGGACUAUAUUGCUGAAAGAGAUCAGGCGCAAGUACAGUUGAGGUUGGAGUACUUGGACACGAUGUGGACUACGCUGGAGGAAGUGCAAGCUGAACUGGAAGCUGAAGCGAUAGAUGAUGAAGGUAGGGCACACCAUGCAUCAAUUCGUGCCAACUUUGAACCUCGGCUUUUUACAAUAAAAGCUUCUUUGCUUACUAAAUUGCCUCAACUUCCUGACGCUAGUAUCCCUCACUCUCUGCAUGCUAAUUCCGCUCUUUCUGGCAUCAAACUUCCGACGAUUUCGCUACCCGAAUUCGAUGGGGAUUACCAACAAUGGCUUACCUUCCACGAUACCUUUUUGGCUCUGAUUCACAAUAAUGCUGAUGUUCCGCCUAUUCAAAAAUUCCACUACUUGAAGGCUGCCGUUAAGGGAGAUGCUGCCCAGCUAAUCGAGACCAUUGCUAUAUGUUCUGCUAACUACUCACUAGCAUGGGGAGCACUUGAAGGUAGAUAUUCCAAUGAUUAUCUUUUGAAAAAGCGACAUCUGCAGGCACUCUUCGACAUUCCGCACAUGAAGAAGGAAACUGCUGCAACGCUACAUAGCUUGGUAGAUGAAUUCGAGCGCCACACAAAAAUUCUGCACCAAUUGGGGGAACCGACCGACGCAUGGAGUACCCUUCUUGAGCACCUGCUGUGUACGCGCCUCCACGAUGAUUCCCUCAAGGCCUGGGAAGACCACGCAUCUACAGUAGAUAACCCAAACUACACUUGUUUGAUAGAUUUAUUGCAGAGGAGAACACGAGUUCUAGAGUCGAUAUCCGUCAAUCACCAGCCUGCUUCCAACCCCGGUUCCAGUAGCGACAUUGCAUCUUCCCACCACUUCAAGAGGCACUCCCAAUUUCGUUUAUCUGCUUGUGCUUCUACCACUGGUUCUUCUCUUAAAUGCCCGGUGUGCAACCAGGCCCAUUCUUUGUCGAGGUGCGAGAAAUUCAUUCAGUUUUCGAUGGCUGAGCGACAGCGGGCAGUCAACUCGAGGCGACUGUGCCACAAUUGUCUGAAAGGGAACCAUUUCGUUCGCAACUGUCCCUGUGAUCUGAACUGCAGAAAAUGCAACCAGCGUCACCACACUCUUUUGCAUUUCGAUCAAUCCAACGGUCCUAGAAAGCCCAACAAUGAGAAUAUUUCGCGCCACCCGGAUUCUAGGCAACCGAUUCCAACCAAUUCCAUCGACAAUCGUGGGCAAACAACCGUUGCGGCGACGGAAAUACCUCUUUCGAUUGAAACGAGUGCUUCUCUCCAACAACCACGCGAGAACGUAUUUUUGCUUACAGUCAUCGUAAACGUGAUCGAUGCAUUCGGACAUGCACAUCCAGCGCGAGCACUGUUGGACAGUGCAUCGCAGCCGAAUCUAAUUUCAGAGCGUGUCGCACGAAUUCUUCGUAUGAAAAGGAGUCCCGUUAACAUUACUGUUCAAGGUGCCGGUCAGCUAUCCAAGGCGAUACGUGAAUCGGUAUACGCCCAGAUCACUUCAAGAAAAGAGAAUUUUUCGUGCGGCGUUAACUUUCUUGUGAUGGAUAAGGUCACCGCCGACCUACCUGCACAAACCAUCGAUACAAAGAUGUGGAAUAUUCCAAAGGACCUGUUCCUGGCGGACCCAGCAUUUAACAAAAGCCAGCCAAUCGAUAUGGUCAUCGGCGCUAAACACUUUUACUCUUUCUUCCCAACCGCGUCUCGAAUACAGCUGCACGGCAAUCUUCCGUUAUUAGUAGAUAGCGUUUUCGGAUGGAUUGUGGCAGGCUCUGCGGGUUCAGCUUUCUCUAUACCAAGCUUGACAUGUACCUCCAACUCUUGCAGUGUAGUAGCUGUAUCGAUGGUCUCUUUGGAGGAAAGUCUAGAACGAUUCUGGCAAAUGGAGGAACUAACUACCAAGGACAACUAUUCCACCGAAGAACGGCAUUGUGAGUCCUUUUACCAGUCAACGGUUGCGAGAAAUUCCGAAGGACGAUAUAUGGUUCGUUUACCCAGAAAGCAAGACUUCGCCGUUAUGCUAGGCCAGUCUAAAACAAACGCAUUGCGCCGAUUCGAAUUUCUAGAGAGACGUUUGGAACGAGACUCCAGUUUGAAGCAGGAGUACCUCCAGCUUGGGCACAUGCAGUUGGUCAAACCCGAAGAUACUAGCUGUGGUAUAGAAUACUACUUACCCCAUCACCCAGUAGUUAAAGAAUCCAGCACGACGACAAAGGUUCGCGUCGUAUUUGACGGCUCAGCAAAAACUUCCACUGGAUUUUCGCUCAACGAUGCUCUUUGCGUCGGACCAGUGGUUCAGGAUGACCUACUCGCCAUAAUUCUUCGCUUCCGUACAUACCCGAUCGCCCUCGUCGGAGACGUGGCAAAAAUGUACCGACAAGUUCUAGUGCACCCCGACGAUACUCCAUUGCAGCGCAUUUUAUGGCGGUUCUCUCCAGAAUCGCCUAUUCAAACGUACGAAUUGCGUACUGUGACCUACGGUCUAACUCCGUCCUCCUUUCUCGCAACACGCACGCUUCAGCAAUUGGCAAACGACGAAGGAGGAUCGUAUCGAUUUGGCAGCAAGGCUUUACGAAAAAAUUUCUACGUCGACGACUUCAUCGGCGGGGCAAAGUCGGUAGACGAAGCCAUUCACCUCCGCACAGAGCUUAGCGAAUUACUCGAGAAGGGAGGAUUUGAACUUCGUAAGUGGACAUCAAAUCGGCUUGAUGUUCUGCAGGGAUUGAACGACGAUGAAAUUGGCACCCAAUCUACAUUACAAUUCACCCCCCAUGAAACAAUAAAGGCGCUUGGAAUUAACUGGGAGCCGGAAGGAGAUUUUCUACGGUUCGAUUCGCAUGUGCAGCAUCGCGAUGAAGCACCUACCAAACGUUCCAUUUUAUCGGAUAUUGCGAAAUUAUUCGACCCACUUGGCCUCAUUGCUCCGGUCAUAGUUAGAGCCAAAAUUCUAAUGCAAGAGAUGUGGUUAUUAUCGACUGGUUGGGAUGAGCCAGUUCCUGAAAAUGUUUGUCAUAAGUGGAAUAAAUAUCAUCAGGAGCUGCCCAAAAUCUCUGCCUAUCGAGUAACCCGCUAUGUAUUACUUCCACAAUCAACCAUCCAGUUGCAUACAUUUGCAGAUGCAUCCGAAUCGGCAUACGGUGCAUGCACGUACGCCCGCUGUAAAGACGAAAUGGGAAACGUAAGAAUUCAGCUUCUCGCCGCCAAGUCACGAGUCGCCCCACUAAAGCGUCUCACCCUUGCCCGUCUUGAACUUUGCGCUGCUGUUUUGGCUUCGCAUCUGCAUGAUCGCAUCAAGCAGGCCAUAGAUGUUGAAGUUUCUGCCUCGUACUUCUGGUCGGACUCCGCCGUCACGCUGCAGUGGAUUCGAUCACCUCCAAACACUUGGCAAACGUUCGUAGGGAAUAGAGUCUCUGAGGUGCAGCAUUAUACCCAUGGCUGCCAGUGGAUGCACAUAUCUGGAUGCGAAAAUCCGGCUGACCUAGUAUCCCGUGGAAUGUCGGUAGAAGAUUUUCUGAAAAGUACGUUGUGGGACCAAGGCCCCCGCUGGUUGUCACUGACCGAAGGAGAAUGGAAAACUCGUACCCCGCCAAUUGUUGCUGAUGAUGUACUCGAAGUGCGACACGUCGUAGCAGCUGUGCAAUUGAACACAUCGGUCAAUCCGUUAUUUCUUCGCUGGUCAUCGUUCACUCGCCUGCUUCACGUCAUUGGAUACUGUAUCCGUUUUAUAGUCAAUACACGUAAAAGAACCAGAACUCAGCCUCCCCCCACAUCGAAUCCAGCGAGAACAUUAUCUGUGGAAGAGUUAUCGAAAGCCAAAACGUUAAUAGUUCGACUUGCACAACAAGAAGCCUUCGCCCCAGAAAUCAGAGAGCUGGAAAAGGGAAUUCGGUUCCAAAGCGUUCGCACGUCCGUCAAAUGA
Molecule: messenger RNA, 4011 nt
Organism: Topomyia yanbarensis
Lineage: Eukaryota; Metazoa; Arthropoda; Insecta; Diptera; Culicidae
Exons: 1
Coding region: 1-4011 (1336 amino acids)
Source: RefSeq, a predicted model, not a curated record